GCAAGUUGACAAGACCAGACACCCCAGCUCAGUUGUCUUCAAUGCAAAUACCCCUUUGAUUCCUAGUGUUUCCUUCCUACUGACCUGCUCACAAGGGCAUCCUAUCCAGCUUUUGUAGCUGUCUUUGAUUCUAGUCGGGCAAACACACACGACCGAAGGAAGAAAAUAUCACUGUCCAGUGAAAUCUACUGUAUCCAGCUGAGGGUCAUGCUGACUUACAUAUUAUGAGAUGUCUUUCUCUACAAAGGGGACGUUUCUCCUGUGUCUGACCCUGGCUUUACACAGUGUGCUGGGCCUGACCCUUACAGAUGGAUCACCUGGCCAGCUCCUGGGCACACCGUGGGCAGCGGUGCUGUGCUGCGAACUGGCUGAACAUGCACACUCGCCGCCGUGUCACAUCAACCUCCACAGCAGCUCUCUGGAAUCUCCCAAUCAUCUUCCCAGCAGAGGAGUUGUCUGUUUGAACAUCCUGUGCUGGGUUGAUGGGAACGCGGAAAAUGUAAUUUGUAAUCUAAAGCUUGACGUUGGACUGUCAGACACCAGCAGGCCCAUUGCAGUUAGCUUGCAGCGUUUGCCGUCACAAUUGGAUUCAGACAAUGUGACAGACAGUGGGGCACGCGACAAAUGUGAAGGACGAGAUGUCCAGACAUGUUCUGUCGCUCUCCAUUCAGUCAACAGCACGGUGUCUCUGAUGAUCUCCGUGUCUGAUGGUUCUAGCUCUGUGCAGUCGCCAGCGAUGGAAAUUGUCCCAUUAAGUUUCUUGAAGCCAAACCCCCCAUUGGACCUGGAGUAUCACAUGACUACAGAAGGUGAGCUGAGAUUGAGCUGGACCCAUGCUCCACCCAGCACUGAACACUUCGUCUAUGACAUCCGCUACUCCUCCCAACCCUUGCACUCCUGGAUGCGCAUGGGUGCAGAGGGGGCUCCUGGUGUCUACCUUAAGGGGCUUAAUGUAGGACUGAACUACACUGUCCAGGUGCGCUGCAAGACCCCCGGCAACCAGGGAGUGUGGAGCGACUGGAGCCGUCGCCUCUAUGUUUACCUCAACGAAGUGAGUUAUAUCCCUGAAAGAUUAUUCACCAGCACGGGGUCCAACGUCACAAUUUACUGCAUUUUUAACAACCCAAGCCACAAUGCUAACAAUGCAGUUUGGUGGCUGAGCUACCAGAAAGUUCCAGAGACCCAGUACACCAUUAUCAAUGACCAUGUAAGCAGUGUCACUCUGCUUAAUGUCAAACCACUGAAACAAAGAGGUUAUGACAUCCUCCACUGCUGCCAGCGAGAUGGAGAGAAGUCACUGUGCAGCGUCCCCUAUGCUCAGAUUUACGUGAAGGAUCUCAGCGUUGCCAUAUCCUGUGAAGUCAAUGGCGAGCUCACGGCCAUGACCUGCACCUGGAAUACCAGCCAAUGGGCUGAGGUCAGGUGUCUUUACCAAAGAUAUCCACUUCCUUGUGAAGAGGAGAUGGAAUUGCCUCCUGCUGAGGAGUGCCCUGUAUUGGGGUGGGACUCUAAGAGUUGCAGCCUGCAGCCCCUAUUCCUGACCUCCUGCUACAUCAUGUGGGUGGAAGGAAGGAAGACGGAGGGAGCCGUCAAGUCCCAGCCUGUCUAUUUCCAGCCCAUUGACUUGGUGAAGCCCCAUCCUCCUUUUGACCUGGGGGCCAUCUCUCUGCCAGAUGCAUAUCUAAGUAUCUGGUGGAAGAGACCUGAACUGCCUGUCUAUGAGCUCCAGUUUGAAGUCCGUUACUCAGUGGACAAAGAUGACACACUGCAAAAGGUCAUAAGAUCCGUGUUCAAUCAGUCAGCCAUAGUCCCGGUUGUGGAUCCGUGUGGGGUGUAUACCAUCCAGGUACGCUGCAAGCGACUUACUGGACCUGGAUUCUGGAGUGAUUGGAGCAGCCCUUAUUAUUCUACCGUGAAUAACAUCAAAGCACCUGAACAGGGACCUGAUUUCUGGAGAAUGCUUCAGGAAUAUCCCAAACUGAAUCAGACAAAUGUCACUCUUCUCUUCAAGCUUUCACAGAGUGAGCAUAAUUUCUGUUGUGUGGAGGGACUUACAAUUAAGCACCAGACCUCCAGGGGCUCUGUCUGGUUGGAGAAUUUAGACCGUGUUUCCACCUACACCUUUUCUUGGACUGAAGAUGCCCACACAGUCACUGUCCUGGCCCACAAUGCCCUUGGAUCUUCAACCAAGAACAGCUACAUGACACUUGCCCGGGGCACCAAAUCGCAAUCUGUCCACUCGUUUAACUCAGUGAUGGUAAACAGCAGCUGUGUGGCAUUCUCCUGGACCCUGUUCCCAAACAGUUCUGCUCCAUCUUCGUUUGUCAUCGAAUGGAGCGCCCAAAGCAGGAGCAGACAGCACACCAAGCAGGGGGAAAGGGUGAAGUGGGUACGAGUCCCCCCCUACAGCCGUGCCUUUCACCUACAUGAAACCUUCUUUGCCACAGAAGAAUACCAGUUUACUUUGUAUCCAAUAUUUGAGAAUGGAGAAGGAGAGCCUAUCUAUGCCAAAGAAGACAGGGGGCGACCCAGGGGAGACCAUGCAGCCUACGUGCUCCUGCUGAUUAUCGCCUUCCUGUCAGUGGUCUUGUUUGUGACACUCGCCGUCUCCCAGAACCAAAUGAGGAAGCUUGUGUGGAAAGAUGUUCCCAACCCUAACAACUGCUCCUGGGCCCAGGGGGUGGAUUUUAGGAAGGCAGAGACCAUCGAAAGCCUUUUCCGCCACCCUGAGCGACUAAUAUCCUGCCCCUUGCUCCUGGAGUCAGAGACUAUAUCUGAGGCUGUAAUUGUAGAAACGACAGGAUCUAAGGUCCAGGACAAUGAAAGGGAUCAAGUCCUGGACAAAGCUGGAGAGGGGGAUGAGGCCUCCACUCUGGCCCCCUGCCAAAACCCUGAGGAGCCCCCGGUCCAGGAGACAUCCGUUUCCCCCAGUUCCCCUGAUGGCUCAGCCCAAUCCAGAAUCAGCUACGCCAUGGUUCUAUUUCCAGAGACACCUGGUCUCCUGUACAAGCAGCAGGAGAGCCUGAGCAGCUCCUCGGAUGAGGGAAACUUCUCCGCCAACAACUCUGACAUCUCCGGCUCCUUUCCUGGGGGCUUGUGGGAGCUGGAGAACCCCCCUUCCAACGAAUCCGGUCCCCGGCACUCCUGCUGCUACAACUCUGCUGAGGAGUUCUCCGAACCUUCCGAUCAGGAAGAUGAUGUCCUGGAUGGAACAGGCGCAGGAAAACAACUCUACUACCUGGGCAUGACCUCACAAGAUGAGGAAGAGGAUGAAGAUGAUAAGCAAGAUGAGGAUGACGAGGAGGAAAAGGUGGUGAGGUUCCCUGCAGAGGAUGCUGAAGCGCUACCUCUGGAGUCCAACCCCCUACUCGGCCGUUGGGAUCCCAGAUUGGACAGGACUGACGUGGUGGCACAGAGUCCUCCACUGUACGUGCCACAGUUCCGAACUGCAUCCAAGAAGUCCCAGCAGGCUAAAGGAGUCCCUCCAGGUCUGAAAAGUUCUGAACAGGAGCCGGUGUGCUGAGCUGGUUUUACUGUGGCUACUAUAGAGGCCACAUGUCAGAUCUCCAUACUCUCAUUGUCUGAUCGAAGGGCUGCACAAGCCGGACAUGCAGCCUGUGCACCCUUCAGAUGAAAGAAUGUAGCCUGUGUGUGUCAUGAGGAAUUCUGACACCCUAUGGCACUUUAUGCUGUGAGGAAAGCUUAAACAGGGGAUACGACCUUACUGUAUGAAGAAAUGCUUUUAGCAGACUAAGCUGUGAAAGACAAGCACAUAAUAGAUAAAGUUACAAAGGCUAAUGCCUGCAGCAGUCAGCUCACUGCUGUUGAUUUCUGAAACAUGAUGCUCAUUGUUUCUGGGACAUAGAUUGUAUUGGAAUAGUGUUGAAAAAACAUUUGCAUGGAGAAAAAUGCUCUAUAAAAUCUGAAUGUCUGUUUUUUCUUUUUCCCAUAUCAUAUAUUUGCUAAUCUUCAAACAAUGUGCCAUCUAUUUUCUGUGCUAUUUUGUAUUGAAAUCAGUUAAUACAUGUGAAAGAGAAAUAGCAAGGACCGAUUUAAAAUGGAUUUAAUGAUUCAAGGUCUGCGCUGUGUCUAUAGUGAAUACAUUGUAAGAGUGUACAUAAAGAUGAUCCUAUAUUUUUGUGGGUAAAAUAAAGUAUUUAUUGCCA
Conger conger (European conger) is the source of this 4166-nucleotide messenger RNA. RefSeq names its product leptin receptor (gene lepr). Lineage: Eukaryota; Metazoa; Chordata; Actinopteri; Anguilliformes; Congridae. Gene Ontology annotation, molecular function: protein binding; cytokine receptor activity. Gene Ontology annotation, cellular component: external side of plasma membrane. Bases 230 to 3523 code for a protein of 1097 amino acids. The record is from RefSeq and is a predicted model, not a curated record. Gene Ontology annotation, biological process: cytokine-mediated signaling pathway; immunoglobulin mediated immune response. The transcript is spliced from 21 exons.